GGACCGACCUCCGUUGUAUUUGUAUUUGAUUGUAAAAGUGAAGUUUUUUAUUAGGUGUAUCCAGCCUACAUAUUUAAUUUAAUAUUUAAUUAAUGUUUGAUUGGGCGUAUUACAAGCAAAUGCAAAAUUUUAGUAGAACAAAUGUCAUUUCGACGAAUAUUUCGACGAGUGUUGUAAGCCGCAAGCCAGUAAUUGGGAGAAUCUGGUGUUUUUGUAGCUUCCUAGGAUUUGCGUGCUGUGCUUUUUCCGACAAAGGAAAGGAAAAGUUUAAUUUCAAAUAGAGCUACGGUCCAGCACGUGUGAAAGAGCGAAAGAGAAAUAAAUUAAGUUAUAACAUAAAAACAGAUAUUGAAUAGAAUUGAAAUUGUCUUGAAGACGGAUACUGCAGUGAAGCACUUGGUUUCAAUAAUGAUUCUGGAGGAACUAGUAGGCGGUAUCCUAUCGCUCUGCUCGAGUUUGGCAACACCAACACCGCCAAUUUCACGAGAACAUGAAGGACAAAUGAGAUUGAUUUUUGAAGACAGGUAUGAAGAGAAUGACGAAGUUUGCGAUGGUUUAAUACAUCUUGAGUACGAGGAAGAACCCGAAGCCGAGACACCAUAUUAUGAAGAUGCGUUUGUUGCAUGGCAAACUAAAGAACAAUCUAAUCGUAGAAACCUCUGCGAAUCAUUCAAACGAAGCCUUGAAGCAAAUAUUGGUUUAAUUGCGGUGGUGUUUAUAUUAGGCAUACUCGUAAUUGGACUUGUUUUUGUGGAUUUCAAUACUACCGAUUCUUGUAUUGAGUGGAUACGCUAUCAAUACAGAAUACCUGAAAAUAUACGAAUCUUGAAAAUGGUUGGAAUGUCUCUUCAAUUAUUUCCGCUAUUUGCUUGGUUUCCGGCAUGUAUAGUCAUGUUAUGGGGUUUCAGAGAAUUCAAAAAGAACUACUUAUCUGGUUUACUGGUCUGUCAGGUAGUGAUAGGGUCGAUAAGCUGUGUUUAUAGAAUUCUGAUGAUUGAUACCAAAAGAUUCACAGUAUCCGAAAUCAAUUUAAAUAGGUUGCCUGUAUAUGCCUUAUUUGUCUUCUCAAUUCUCUGUGGUGCUGGUCUAGUUGCUUGGAAAUUCAAGAAAAACAACCCGGAAACAUCUUACAGUUUGUUCCAUAUUUUUUUCAUUCUUUCGUUUGCUUUCCUGGCUUCAUGUUUAAUUGCUUAUGUCUACGCAUUUUUUAUUAAUAAAUACUUCAAGAAAACAGAAAGCAAGAUUCAAAAAGCCAUUAUCGCCGCAGGAACACCAGGGUUAAUUUUGCCUAUAACCGCCACUGCAAAGUUCAUAAUUCUGAGAAAGAGCUCGGAGAUUAUUACACCUGAUCGUGCUUUUGUAUUGUGCUAUUUUCUACGCGGGGCCUCGAUCGUGCUCUACCGAACGAUGCAGUCAGAUUUUGAAAAUAUAUGGCUUUUCGUUGGUUUGUCACUUUUACACGGUGUCUCAAAUGUUCUCAGUAAGGCAACGCUUGGUCUUCGUAUAAAAAUGUGGAAGUUUUUCAUUUAUAAAUGUCUCAACAAGACUUGCUGUCAGCCAAGACUAGAGGUGAAACCUCAGAACUCACCGCGUAUUCGCCGACUCAAUGCAGAUCUUGAAAUUCAGAAUAUCUUAUUCGAGUACACCACAAUUAUCUUAGUUCAAGCAUAUUUAUCAUGUUAUCUUGUCAUGAACUUUGACACUGCACCGUGGCCUAUUAUUAAAAGUUCUUUAAUCAGAACAGCAAUAGGUUUGGCUACGGAUUUUUUAUUCAACAUGGUGUCAGUGUCAAUCCAAAUUCACGUCUAUGACAUUCCAAUGAGAAUGGUUUGGUUUAAACAUUGGCGAUUCCAUGUGGUUGUUAAUGCGUUUAUAAUGAUUAUAAUAAUAUCGUAUUUUGGUCCAUCGCUUGUCAGCGUAUUCCCAGGAAAAAAUUAUAUUUCUGGAGAUUUAAAACUUAGAAAUUGUACAUCAGUAUUUUAGGCUCUUAAUCCAUUUUAUGGAUGCUAU
Dendronephthya gigantea is the source of this 2010-nucleotide messenger RNA. RefSeq lists its product as uncharacterized. Lineage: Eukaryota; Metazoa; Cnidaria; Anthozoa; Malacalcyonacea; Nephtheidae. The transcript has 2 exons. The record is from RefSeq and is a predicted model, not a curated record. Bases 409 to 1983 code for a protein of 524 amino acids.